GCCUGAGAGGGUAUGUUCCCAUGUAUCAUGAUCAACGGAAUACAGCAAUUUGGUCCAACGGUUGUGUUCCAAUGAAUAAAUCUAGUUGCAAAAACAGUUAUACAGAUGGCUUCUUCAAGUACACAAACAUGAAAUUGCCAGACACCUCUUCAUCAUGGUUUAGUAAGACCAUGAACCUUGAAGAAUGCAGGAAGUCGUGUCUUAAAAACUGUUCUUGUACAGCAUAUGCAAAUUUAGAUAUCCGUGAUGGAGGAAGUGGCUGUCUACUUUGGUUUAAUACUCUAGUUGACAUGAUGAACUUCUCUCAAGAGGGACAAGACUUUUAUAUCAGACUCCCUGCUUCAGAAUUAGAUCAUGGCGGCCACAGAAAAAUCAAGAUAAAGAUAGUAGUAAUCACUGUUGGUGUGACUAUUUUUGGAUUAAUCAGCAUAUGUGCAUGCAUAUUGAUAAAUAAAAAUCCAGGGGUUGCAAGAAAAAUUUACAACAGGCAUUACAAAAAUAUACUGAGGAAGGAAGACAUUGAUUUGCCAACUUUCAGUUUCUCAGUCUUAGCUAAUGCCACUGAAAACUUUUCAACCAAAAACAAACUUGGAGAAGGUGGUUUUGGACCAGUAUACAAGGGCACACUGAUAGAUGGGAAAGAGUUAGCUGUGAAAAGGCUUUCAAAAGAAUCUGGACAAGGGUUGGAAGAGUUCAAAAAUGAAGUGGCAUUGAUUUCCAAACUUCAGCACCGUAAUCUUGUAAAGCUUCUUGGUUGCUGCAUUGAAGGAGAGGAAAAAAUGCUGAUUUAUGAAUACAUGCCCAACCAUAGCUUGGACUACUUUGUUUUUGAUGAAACCAAAAGGAAGUUGCUAGAUUGGCACAAGCGUUUCAACAUUAUUAGUGGUAUUGCUAGAGGACUUCUGUAUCUUCAUCAAGACUCUAUGCUGAGAAUUAUUCAUAGAGAUUUAAAAACAAGCAAUGUUUUACUAGAUACAAAUUUAAAUCCCAAAAUAUCAGAUUUUGGUUUGGCUAGAUUAUUUUUGGGAGAUCAAGUUGAGGCAAAAACAAAUAAGGUGGCUGGAACUUAUGGUUAUAUCCCUCCUGAGUAUGCUGCACGUGGACACUUCUCAAUGAAAUCAGAUGUUUUUAGUUAUGGUGUGAUAGUAUUAGAGAUUGUAAGUGGGAAGAAAAACAGGGAAUUUUCAGACACAGAACACUGCAAUAAUCUCCUUGGACAUGCAUGGAUAUUAUGGACCAAAGAGAGAGCACUGGAACUAUUGGAUGAAUUGUUAGGAGAACAAUGCUUGCCGUCUGAAGUCAUACGAUGCAUACAAGUAGGCCUAUUAUGUGUGCAACAAAGACCAAAAGAUAGACCAGAUAUGUCAUCAGCGGUUUUAAUGUUGAAUGGUGAUAAACUAUUGCCAAAGCCAAAGGUUCCUGGUUUUUACACAGAAACAGAUGUUAAACCUGAAACAAAUUGUUCAUCAGGAAAUCACAAGUUGUUCUCAGUUAAUGAAGUUUCCAUCACAACGUUAGAUGCAAGAUAGGAAAUGGAGGCAAGAAAAUGUUAAGGCUUGGCUUGACCUUCGAAUGUGGGAUGUAUCGGUUAUUUGAACAUGCAUAAUUUGUGAAAGUGAUGUUACGAGCUUCAGCUUUAUGUUUGUUUCAUGCAUCCAAAUACACGUAACCAAAGAGUUCUACAACAGAGACAAAAAUCGUUAAUUGCAAUUUGCAAUAGAACAUGGUUGUGAAGCUUUUCUGGUGCUGGAUAUCAUGAAACAACCUAUAUCCCUCUAAGUUUGUUCAGCACUUCACAAAAAAGCAAAAAACUUAGAACUUUACGUCACAGAAACAGAUGUUAUUUCUAAGUGAUAUAUAUUUUUUAAAGCUAUUUAAAUAAGUUAGAAAUAAAAGUGAUUAUUUUUCUAAAAUUAGUUGAAU
Cajanus cajan (pigeon pea) is the source of this 1923-nucleotide messenger RNA. The record is from RefSeq and is a predicted model, not a curated record. Lineage: Eukaryota; Viridiplantae; Streptophyta; Magnoliopsida; Fabales; Fabaceae.